Entrophospora candida is the source of this 1818-nucleotide messenger RNA. NCBI's taxonomy places the organism in Eukaryota, Fungi, Glomeromycota, Glomeromycetes, Entrophosporales, Entrophosporaceae. The record is from the annotation of a GenBank genome assembly.
AUGGAGUCCAAAAGAAGUAACGCAAGGCACCAAACUCAAAAUUUUUCCGAGGUAACAGAAAACUAUCAUCACAACAAAGUCAAAACUAAAAUUGAUUUUCUAUCAGCAAAACAUAAAUAUAUAUCCAGCUUAGAAACAACUACUGAUAAGAUAAAUACUUAUAAAAGUUUAUGUUCCCUCUUGCAUGAACCAGAUAAGUCAGGUUUUGAUAGUUCUUUAGCGGACUUUGAAAGUGCAGCAAAGUAUUACGAAAUGGGAGGGAAAGAGUUAAAAGCAGCAAAAGAAUUCAAAGAUGCUAUAGAUUUUUUUGAUAAGGCAAUAGAAUUGGGCAAAGAACAAGACUAUGAAAAUAAUCACCUGUCUGAACUUUAUCGUCAAAAAGCUCUUUCUCAAAAAUACGCAGGUGAAUGUGAAGAAGCAUUGAGCUCGAUAGAAGAAGCUAUAAAAUGUGGAGGAGAUAAUGCAAAAUUAAAUUCCGCUAAAAAGGAAAUAUUAGGCGAGAACAAGCGAACACCAAAGCCUUUAGAUAAUGCAAAUAAAUUUGGUAAAAUUUUUACCAAAGUAAAACAAAACAAUAGUUGUCCUGAUCAUUCAGAAAAUGUGGUUGGGAAGAAUUCAGAGGGUCAAAUAGGUGAACUACACCCACUAGAAACAAAAAAUAAUAAAAAAGAUAAUAAAACAAAUCCAACAAAUAUUGAAACAGAAUCUCCAUGUCUUGGCGCAGUCAACGGCCAUAAAUAUAAACUUCCCGGACUCCCCAUUAAUAAUUCUAAAGGUGAAUCCGAAUUAAAUAGCGAAAAGGAAAAACAGGCUACUAUGGACAAUUCUCUUUCAAUGUCAGAGAUCGAAGGAAAUAUAGAACUAUAUGGGUAUUACGACGGUUUUAUGCAUACCUUUACCAGAGCCUAUAAUUUUGCUCAAACAGUUUUACAUGACGGUGUAAAACUAAAUAAAAGCGAAAUUUUUAUUUUUGCAGAAGUUGGACUCUGUCUAAUUUCGUUUAUUCCCACUGUCGGUAAAAUUUUAUCACAAAUAGCUAACAUUGGUUUGAACGUCAUUAAUAAAAAUAGAAUAAUAAAAGCUUCUGAAUACAUGUGUCGACUUGCUCCAUCACUUGGUGAACUUGAAUCAAUGGUUAAAGGUGUGAUAAUUGAAGUAAUAAAAAACAGAAGAGAAACUAUAUUAAAUUAUAAGGAAGAUACCCACAAUAUUAGUCGGACAAGUUUUCUAAACCAUCAUUCAAGCAAAUAUUAUCACAAAAGAUAUUCAACUGCUACACAAAAACUGGGCAAUAGCGAAGCUAGUGAAUUGCUCUCAAAAUGGAUUUUUAAUGGAAACUUUUAUGAGGGUAAAAAGUUGACACUUCCAAAAGAGAAAAAAGAGAGGCUGAUCGAGUUGGCGAUCAGUCUCACACCAAUUAUUACCAGUAAUGAUGAUAAAUUGGUUAGGUCCAAAUUACCUCAGAAAGACUUGGAGAGGUUAAGAAGGCUAGCAAUUGAAGGUAAAUGGAAAAGAAUGUUGUUUCGAAGAGGAGUUAAAGAUUUUCUAAGCGACAGCGAGAUAAAAAAAAUGUUGGGAGAAAAUACCACAGAUGAAGAGGUUGAGAAUGCAAGGAUAAUAUUAUUUGAAGAAAUUAAUAGGAGCAUUUCAGGUAGUCGUUAUAAAAACCUUAAAUGUUUUAUAAAAUUUUCAGAAUCCUAUCCGGACUUAGUAUUAAAAAUAGCAAGGAAUUCUCCUCAACGUUUUGUCUCCGAUUAUAUAGCUAGAGUUUAUAUAGUUACCAAGACAGAAAAUCAAAAGUCUAUUUCAAAACUUUGA